Molecule: messenger RNA, 2990 nt
Organism: Oncorhynchus kisutch (coho salmon)
Lineage: Eukaryota; Metazoa; Chordata; Actinopteri; Salmoniformes; Salmonidae
Product: B-cell CLL/lymphoma 6 member B protein
Exons: 11
Coding region: 187-1962 (591 amino acids)
Biological process (GO): regulation of transcription by RNA polymerase II
Molecular function (GO): protein binding; RNA polymerase II cis-regulatory region sequence-specific DNA binding; DNA-binding transcription factor activity, RNA polymerase II-specific
Source: RefSeq, a predicted model, not a curated record
AACCUCCACAGUCUUUCUCAGACAGCUGUGGUAGGUCAUAUCUUGGGAUAGCUAUAUUGAGGUAGCUGACAGUUGAACUGAGGGUUGCGAGGUCAGCAUUGUGCACAUUGAUUCUCGUCCCUGCUGGUCGGGGUACGAGUAGGGAGCUGGUCUCACCUAACAGAGGCGUCCAGGAGACUGCCCUCUAUGUAUUCUCUAGCUGGUGCCUUCCUCAACAAGAUGAGCAAGAUCCAGGUGGUGGAGGGAUACCAGGUUGGAGGAAGGCGUGCGGUGGUGGCGUCUGAUGCGGCUGCUGCGGAGGGAUAUGUGAAGGAGUUUACGCGCCACUCCAACGAUGUCCUGCUGAAUCUGAAUGAGCUGAGGCACCGGAACAUUCUGACCGAUGCCACCCUCAUGGUGGGCACUGCCCAACUGCAGGCUCACUGUGCUGUGCUCAUUGCCUGCAGUGGGUUCUUCUACUCCCUGUACUGCCAUCGUGUGUCCUCCCCCGUACAGAGUGGUGCUGGAGGCCAGGCCCUAACCCUGUCUCUCCCUGACUCCCUGGACCCCUCUAGCGUCUCCCUGCUUCUGGACUUCAUGUACACCUCCCGGCUGCCUCUCACGUCACACACCGUCCCCGGGGUGCUCGCCGUCGCCACCUACCUGCAGAUGGACCACGUGGCUGACACCUGCAGAGCUUUCAUGUUACACAUUGAGAGGAUGAGAGGGACUCGCCCUCAAGUGGAGCUGGACUCCACGGUGUCUGCAGUGUUUGAGGCACCCUCAGAGGGAGUUCCUCCCAGUCCCCCUAUCAAUGGAAGACCCCGCCCGUCUGUUCUCGCUGUCUCCACCCCCUCACAGCCCGCAGCGGAGGCUGAGGGCCAUAUUUGCCCUGACUCAGCCAGGGUCCCUGGAGACAUCCGGGCCUCUCUGCAGCCAGGGACUUUCCUGACCCGUAAGCCCAGGUCAAAGGAACUAAAGUUGGAGCCUGAAUCCCCUCUCCCCACACCCUCUCCAGAAAGCCCAUCCCGCUCCAGCUGCCAGCCCAACUCUCCUGCUGAGUCCAAAACCUGUAACCUGGGUGAACCCAAGAACAGCCCUGACCCUAAGGCGUGCAACUGGAAGAAGUACAAGUACAUCGUCCUCAAUCCAUUCUGUGCCAUAACCACGGUGAAGGAGGAGGAGCCUGAGGAGGACCAGCAGCAGCUUAGGCACACCCCCACCUCUGAUAGGAUGGAGGUGACAUUGAAGCCAACUAUAGAGGCAUGGCCAGGGGAAGGAUCUGGCCAAAAUGACAGGCACGUCUCCUGCUAUGAUGUCCCUGGCCGUAGCCCUCCUCUGGUGCCCCUCACAGGGCUGUCAGCACACUCUGAGGACCACCCCAUGGAGCCUCCCACCCACAAGGAAGGAACAGCCUCGCCUUGCUAUCUGGCACCCCGCCCAUUGGAGCCAGAGGCUGCCCAUCACUGCCAACACCCAAUCAAGCGCAAGAAUUACGGCUUGCCAUUCCGUUACUCCGACAACCUGAGCGUGAUAAAGGCUGUCUGCACAGGUAAGGCAGCCCCUGCUGCCGGCGACAAGCCGUACCGCUGCAACGUGUGUGGCGCCCAGUUCAACCGGCCCGCCAAUUUGAAGACUCACUCCCGCAUCCACUCUGGAGAGAAGCCCUACCACUGUGAUACCUGCGGGACCCGAUUCGUUCAGGUGGCCCACCUGCGAGCCCAUGUUCUGAUUCACACAGGGGAGAAGCCCUAUCCCUGUCACACCUGUGGCACUCGCUUCCGUCACCUGCAGACCCUGAAGAGCCACCUGCGUAUUCACACGGGCGAGAAGCCUUACACUUGUGAGAAGUGUGACCUGCACGUCCGCCACAAGAGCCAGCUGCGUCUCCACCUGAGGCAGAAGCACGGCGCCGUCACCAACAACAAGAUCCACUACAAGGUCCUGGCCGACCCCUACCAGUCCAUCCUGCAGGCCUGUUAAAUGUCUUCCCUUUGAACCCGGACUUUAACCCCUAACCCCAUUAUAACACCUAAACAUAUAGUUGGAAGUACAUGGGUCCUGUAUGUGAUUAGCCAAUCAAGCCAUGAUGUUCUAAUAUGAUUUGGGGAAAGACAGCAGGGCCAGAGAUCUGAGCUGAUAUGUAGAUAGCAUGCUGAUGCCUGUCCUCUACAUGCUGUCAGUGAGGCACAUAUGAGUUAGGUCAGUAUAACCUGGAUCUUGUCAAGAGUUACUGGGAGUAGUAUGGAAUGUUUUUGUAGCCCAUCAGUUUGAGAGAGAGAGAGAGAGAGAAUGGAAGAAAGAGAAAGAGAGAGAGAGAGAGAGAGAGAGAGAGAGAGAGAGAGAGAGAGAGAGAGAGAGAGAGAGAGAGAGAGAGAGAGAGAGAGAGAGAGAGAGAGAGAAUGAUGUAGUAAAUUGCUAUGAGGUUGGGAGCUGUAGAAAUGGAUAGAGCACGUGAAAGAAAGUUUGAUUUAUUUCCCAGUCUCACAGGUAUUUUUAGGGACUGGGACACAUUGGGGAUCGUUGAGUAUUUGGAAGGGAUACUACAAAGAUGUCAUUGCAUAACAAUAUAGACAAAGAUAGGUCAAAGUUCAUGAUGCCCUCAGCACUAACGUGUGAAUAGACUACCCCGAUUGUGACAGCUUUAAAUAGCUUUUUAACUAAUGUUUAUUUUUUACAUACUUGGGGCUUUUGUAUAAUGAUGUGCCAUAUUGGAUCAGAUAUUUGCCCGUUACAUCCCUGCUGUGUUCUUCUAAAGCUUUUUAUUUAAAUGUAAGAUUAUAACUUGUCAUCCGUGAUUAAUUAUAAUUUUAUUUCGGAGUCCAAGCAGGCACAGGACUUCCGUCUCUUGUAUAUGAAGGAAUAUGGGCUCUCAGAGCAUAAAAGCAAAAUAAUGCUACUGUAAAAAAUGGAUGAGAGAUGAUGUUGAUAUCUGAAAUUGUAUGGUGUUCUUUUGCUGGACAAAGACAAGGACUGUUUUAUACCAAUUAAAUGAAAUUGAUUGCCAUUAA